Molecule: messenger RNA, 780 nt
Organism: Fulvia fulva
Lineage: Eukaryota; Fungi; Ascomycota; Dothideomycetes; Mycosphaerellales; Mycosphaerellaceae
Exons: 3
Coding region: 1-780 (259 amino acids)
Source: RefSeq, a predicted model, not a curated record
AUGUCGUCAACGGCCGAACUGGAGGACAAGUUGACGCAGCAAGGCAUCAAAGCCCAGCGAUGCCCAGCAUAUGCCCCUGCUGAAUUGUUCUUCAAGAAGCGCCAACAUGUGCAUCAGCAUUCCCCGAUGGGUUCGAUGCUGAUUGUGAUCGCGAGAACUAGCAGCCACGUAACACCUCUUCGCCAAGCUAUCUUGCACAUCGAGAACCAGAUCGUGCGGAAUGAUUGUAUUCAGGCCAAUCGCCUCCAGGAACAGCUCACUGCCGGCAGAGACGUCUUCCCACACCCUGGUACAUGCCACAGCAUCGUCUUCAGUGGACACAAGUCAUGGUACCCUCUUCCAAUCUACCAUAGCUCUUUCAACACCUUGCCAGAGACUCUCUCCAUUGAGCUGUUAGAACAGGCAGCUAUACAAGGGAGAGAAGUGACCUUACUCGUUCGCGGCAUGCCAGGCCAUUCGACCUACCCCAACAUCCUUAAGCGCAUUCAUGAGCGCUUUCCGCACCUAGUGGUCCGCAUCACGUUCGCGUUGCGCCCAGAAUUUCUGCUAGCAGCCAACUGCUGCCUGCCUCCUGUCAACAUCCAGCAACCAUUUCAAAUUCCCGUUACUCCUUCGCCGGCAAGCCAACUCUUCUUUACAGACUUGUGUAAUGCUCGCUUCAUUACUCGCCAGUACGAUCACCCACAGCAGCAACACCACCCAUCACGGAAGCGAUUCAACGACAUUGCAAAAGAGGAGACUGGAGCUCGCACACGCGGUCUACCUGCUGCGCUGGCGUGA